CAUCACCUAACCUCUGGCUUACAUUUUUCCAACUCUACUCAGCCUGUGCUUCUGUCAACGAAUUCGAUUGCUUUUCCCUUCCAUAGUUGCUCAGUACAUUUGCGGCUUAAAAAGAUGUCGAUAGCCCGAUAAUCUCGACGACGACCCGCGUCGCCAUAGCUGGAGCUGGACUCGUUCUGCUCGCCCACAGGCUACCGUCUUGAACAUGUCGUCCACCACGGUUUCAAUCCCGAAGACGAGUGGGGACGCGCCUAACUCGUUUCCUUCUCCCGCAAAACCAAAGAAGCGGCGACUUCGAGGCUCUAUAGGCGUCGAAGAUGGGAGCCGCUCCGACUCGUUUGUGAGCGCCCUGACGCGAUCCCUACUGGGCGUCGUAGCAUUAUUCUUUCGCGCCCCGAUUCGCCUCUACCGGCCAGUCAAGCUCAGCUCAUGGAUCAUCUUGGAAUCUCUGGCCCGUCGGGAAGGCAAACAGCUGAGUUUGCGGUAUGUGCGGGCGCUCAUACGCAGGGAGAAGGCGAGCUUCAUUCCGCACCUGCUUGGUCCACCGCUGAUCGCCAACACACUGAUCGGUUUCACGCUCUUCGAGAGCUUCACCCUGAUGGAAUCACAUCUUCUAAAUCGAUAUUAUCCGACGCGGCCGGACGUACAGAGGGACAGUGCAGGUCGCCGGAUACCGCAAUGGUCACCUCUUUGGAUCACAGCAGUGUCCGGUGCCGUAGCUGGGAGUGCACAGUGUAUCAUCUCGGCCCCCCUCGAUAACGUGCGCACCGUUCUGGCUGCUAUGCCAGCAGUCGGGCGCCAUCACGCCAGUCAUCAAGCAACACGGGUAUCCUGGCGAGCCGUGGCUCGCGCUGCAAUCCUUCCAUUUGCACCAGAACUCAGCAGAUACAAGCUCGUCGAGCAAGUCAAAGUGGACUCUCCAAAGGCACGCUGGUCGUGGCUGAAUCCCUGGAACAAGGAGGAUCCUGCGACUGCAAAGCAGAGAAAAGAGCUGUGGCAGGCCCAGCUGAAGCGUUGGCGAGGCGGUGUACACGGUGCUGGCUUGUUGCUCUCACUCGUCAGAGACAGCAUUGGCUUCAGCUCGUUCUUCGCCAUCUUUGAGAUAUCCCGGCGCGUGGCGUACAGCGCGUCUAUAAGUGUUGACAAGACAUAUGCAUUCUUUAACCAAGGAGUAGCGCUCCCUGUCGGAAUCGACAAGCGUGCAAGCCGGGAAGUUGACGACGGCGAUAUCGCGAUCGAAGACGCCAGAUCCGAUGAUUCGUUCCAAGCUAGUCGCACGAUUCCGGGGCGCCUUUUGGCAGCUUUCAUCUUGAUAUGUGGUGGGGCGAUUGGCGCCAUGAGCUAUGAGCUGCUCGGUCGCCCAUCGGAGCUCAUGCGAGAAGUUAUCUGGCAGGGGCGUAAGGCGUGGGAAGAAGAAAAAUCCAAGCCGAAAUUCACACCGGCUGCGCAAGCUCGCAAACAACGAAAUGCCAAAACAGGACACGGGCGGUCUGCUGUUCGUGGCGCGCGAGCGGUACGGGCGGCUGAGGGAGCAGCAGAACUAUCGGGUAGGAAUACGCUUAUCGAAAUGCGGCAGACAAACACCGCUGGCGAUCUCUCGGCUCGAGUCAGCAGCCUUCGAGGGCGUCUUGGGCCGCCUCAUCGCCCCAGGAGAUCGAGCCCACACGCAAGACAUGCACCGAACGGAACAGCUGUGGUACCCACACCGCACGUGCGUCGAGCAAAACAACUGCGAGAGGCCUUACAUGGAAGGCCUGGACGCUUCAUUCCAACGCUGGAGAACAGACCGAGUGCGUGGCAGCUACUCAAGGGGCACGCUUUGCGGGCUUCGACGCUGCGCCUUCCUCCCUUGUCACCGAAAGCGCAUUUGAACCCCACUCCCGCGCCGUUACCAAUGCUUCUCGUUCAAACGUACUUUGUCGCCCCCUUUUUUCCGCAUAAACACGACAGCUAUGCUGAAGGAGGCGCCGCUCGGCGUAAAGGCAAAGACACGCCGGAACGCGCGCUGAGACGACGCUGGAUGUUGCGCAAUCCUGUCAACAUGUCAGCUGCACCGGAGGCGUACCGAGGCAACAACGGCGGCCUCUCAGAACGUUUGCCUGGUUCCAUCAAGUCACCCUCAAGUUCCAUGUGGGGCUCGGGCCGCGUCGGCUGGGCACUCCGAAGGUUGGCCACACCAUACGGUAUUGGCUUUGUUGCCUUUGCAUACUUUGCAGGCGAUUUGGGAUCAUGAAAUAGACACAAUUACAACCUGUAGCAUAGAUAAGCAGAGAGAAGCACGCAAUUCCCAUAUCACAGCU
This is a messenger RNA of Tilletiaria anomala UBC 951, 2300 nucleotides long. RefSeq lists its product as uncharacterized. Gene Ontology annotation, biological process: mitochondrial L-ornithine transmembrane transport. The record is from RefSeq and is a predicted model, not a curated record. Bases 206 to 2233 code for a protein of 675 amino acids. The transcript has 2 exons. NCBI's taxonomy places the organism in Eukaryota, Fungi, Basidiomycota, Exobasidiomycetes, Georgefischeriales, Tilletiariaceae. Gene Ontology annotation, molecular function: L-ornithine transmembrane transporter activity.